AUGUUUCUUCGAAAUGUUUUCCAACUUGCAGCUCUUGCAGCUUUGCUACAAAGUGCCAUUGCUGCACCAAUUCUCGGCCGCUCCGAGGGCAUCUCUGAAAUUGACACUCUGGAGGAGUCCAACUAUGGCGCGCGCAAGCGUGGCAAUGAGGUCUCUGAAAUAGACACCCUGGAGGAGUCCAACUAUGGCGCGCGCAAGCGUGGCAAUGAGGUCUCUGAAAUUGACACCCUGGAGGAGUCCAACUAUGGCGCGCGCAAGCGUGAUGCCCCCUGGUAUGCUGAUUACGGCGUUGAAAGUAAACAUGACCACUGA
Messenger RNA from Penicillium odoratum, 312 nucleotides. RefSeq lists its product as uncharacterized. The transcript has 2 exons. Lineage: Eukaryota; Fungi; Ascomycota; Eurotiomycetes; Eurotiales; Aspergillaceae. The coding region runs from base 1 to 312 and encodes 103 amino acids. The record is from RefSeq and is a predicted model, not a curated record.